ACCAGUAGUUAGCGUUCGUAUCCUGCAACAAGUGGUCUGCGGACUGAAGCCCAUCGAGAGCAGAUUGUCAACUCAACUAACAAUUUAUAACCAGAACCAACGAAAAUGAGUUGUUCUGCGAAUCCCAGGGAUUCGCACGAGUCCAAUAAUUUGAUAAGGAAAAUGGCUCUCUCCGAGGCGUUUUCGCUCCUCGACGAGUCAUGCAAGAGCGAACAUUCCCCCUCUCAAGCCAACGCUCGCGAUGACGCUCCUGAGGUUCAAGGCCCCUGGAACAUAAUAAUCGUCAAUCAAAUUCCGCUGAAAAUUGAUGACGAAAAGUUCAUUUCCAUUUUCUCAAAAUACGGGAGGAUUCGGGGCACUUAUAUGUGCCAUCCGAGGAAGAGGCGCACUCGCAAGCAUGAGAGGACAGCAAGACUAACGUUCGAGAGCGAAGCGGACGCCUGGAAAGUCUGGGAAGCCGCCCAGGAGAAGCUGAUCAAGUACGACGAUCAGGUCUUGAUGAUCACUUUGGCAGCGGACGACUACUCGCCCAUCCAGAAUUUGCCGGACUUUUGUCUGCGCGAGAUCUUUCGAAAUAUCCACUCGGUCAAGGAUAAACUACUCCUGGAGAUGGUCUGCCAGCGGUGGAGGGACAGCGGCCGGUGCAGCUGGUCGAAUAUCAGGGAAAUUGGAAAUGAGCGCUGGGACAUUCGCACCUGGAGGAUGAUCCUCUCGAGGGUGGGGGGCUCGCUGAGGAAUGUCACCUUGAAGCUGUAUCAGCACGAGCACAAUUUUCUUCAGGAAGUUGCGGAGCGCUGCGCGCGCAUCGAGAAAUUGGAGUGCAGGCUGAUCGAGGUGCUGAGUCACCCAUCGAAUUCUAAUGGUUUUCGCGCAGCGCUGGAGAGGGACUUGGGUGCGCAUAGACUUAGGUACAUCUUCCAAGGACUCGACGAUGUGUACAUGCAGCUGGGUAUCUUCCCGCCAGAUUUGACGGAGGACCACUCGCUGGUCAACACGCUGCAGACUAUACCUCUGACUGUAGCUCUAUCCAACUUCCAGAAUUUGCAAAUUCUCAGACUUCACGGGUUCCGUAUAACCGACGAUAAAUUGAUUGAUGGUCUAAUUAAUUUGGAACAACUGUCAUUGAUUAACUGCGACAUACCAGAGCCUGUUCUCUCAAACAUCCUGAGAAACAACAAGGGCUUAAAGUAUUUGACACUGGGAAUGGACAAUUUGAGUGACAGAUCGCUCACGUGCGUGCAGCAGCUCUCGAACUUGAAAGUUCUCGUGAUGGAGUCAAAAAGGCUGACCGAUGCAUUUUUUGGUGAAACUCCGAGACUAAAAGGCCUCAUGUGCUCUUCCUGCCACCUGAUCACUGACGAAGGAAUCCACAACUUCUUCAACUCAGCUGUCAACAUCGAGAAGCUAUGCAUCGUGAAUUGUCCGAUUACCCUGGAAUCCCUGGAAGUUGCGCAGGAGUGGACGGAGCGCAGAGGAAAACCCCUGAAGUUGUUCGUCGAUGAAUAUUUAUUCUACAGAUAUUCUAAAUCAGACCUGCAAGAUACUGAAGGCUUCCAAGUCAUCGAGUUCAAUCGAGAGGAGGUGUGCGGUGAGCUGGACUCAGGGAAGUGGGGCCUGGAGCUCUUGGAGUGAGGAGAAAUCAUGAACAGAUAAAUUCCCAUUCGUCAAUCGUCAGUUCUCUUCAUAAUCAUGUGCUUAAGCAAUAUUCUGUUGCAUAAAUAAAUUCUUUUCUCUAUCA
Messenger RNA from Diachasma alloeum, 1738 nucleotides. RefSeq lists its product as uncharacterized. Gene Ontology annotation, biological process: SCF-dependent proteasomal ubiquitin-dependent protein catabolic process. Gene Ontology annotation, cellular component: SCF ubiquitin ligase complex. The record is from RefSeq and is a predicted model, not a curated record. The transcript is spliced from 3 exons. Gene Ontology annotation, molecular function: RNA binding; protein binding. Bases 106 to 1632 code for a protein of 508 amino acids. Lineage: Eukaryota; Metazoa; Arthropoda; Insecta; Hymenoptera; Braconidae.